Molecule: messenger RNA, 612 nt
Organism: Paramecium octaurelia
Lineage: Eukaryota; Ciliophora; Oligohymenophorea; Peniculida; Parameciidae
Source: the annotation of a GenBank genome assembly
AUGUAAGAACAAUUAAAUUUAAGAUGUGAGGGGUAUAAUAUUUAAUUCAUUUCUAUGGAUAAUGAAAAUCUUAUCAGAUACAAAGCUAAAUUAUAAAAUGAAUAUUUAGCUAAUGACAUAAUGAUAACAGGAAAAUAUUUUAGAGAGGUUGUCUAAUAAAUCGAUGAUUAAACCUUUGUUGUGAAACAUCCUAAGGGGUAGACGCUAGAAUAAUUUAUUCAAGCGAGUAACUGGAUUCCAGAAAAUAUUGUUGAGACUAUCUUGAUUUAAAUUCUUGAAGGAUUAGCUAUGCUAUACUGUAAUCGUAUCCUAGGGAGAUGUUUUAGUAUUGACAACAUAAUAUGGGAUGGAACUAAUAUUACUAUGAUGAAUUUUGGAUUAUAUCCUGAAAUUAGUGAAACGCUAAUCAAUUAUAAUCAUAAUUUGGAUNCAUUUUUAUAUUCAAUAACAAUAGGACUGUUAGCAAACAAUUAAAAUUUAGCAGUAGAAAUUGACUUUUCAAUGAUAUUUCAUCUUUUUGAAUUUAACAUUUCACAUUUAAUUAGAAUAUUUCAUUAAAAAAUGUCAAUAAAAGCAUAAAGUGAGGGAUUUUAAAUUAUUAGAGAAUUUUGA